AUAAAUUGGUUGCACAUCAACAUAAUUUAAUUUAUUUAUUGUAUUUGUGUAUGUUUUCGUACUCUUAGUGAUUUAAUAAUGUUUGGAAUAUUCUUGUUGACUGUUAUCAUUUUGACGUUUUCGUCAAUUUUUCUUUAUUUUCGCCAUAAAUCGAGAAUGGCAAUUUCGAAUCUACAAAAUCGUAAUAUUCCUGUGGGAAAGCAGCCAUCAUUUUUCAAUGCUUUAUUGAAUAAUAUACGUAUUGAAUUGAUAUCUCAAGAAAACAUAAAAAAGAUUGGUAAAGUUUAUGGAUGGGAGAUGUUUGGAGGAAUAAAUUUGACCAUUGCUGAACCCGAAUUGAUUCAAUUAAUAUUGAGCAAAGAAUUCACCAAUUUUCCUAAUAGACGAAAACUAAAUACCGAUGAUCCAUUCUUUUCUAACUUUCUGUCUACAGUCGAAUUGGAUAAAUGGAAACGUAUUCGAGCAAUUGUAGCGCCUACAUUUGCUACUGGAAAACUUCGCCGAAUGAAACCAUGUAUGGAUUCAAUUUGUCAGACAUUAAUCCAGAAUAUUAAUAAUGAAUUGGCUAAUUCGAAUGACAGCAUAUUGAAUAUUAAACGAUUCGCCGGUGCAUUCACAAUGGACACUGUUCUACAGGUAGCAUUUGGUUGUAAAAUUGAUUCAUUAAUCGAACCGAAUAAUCAGAUUAUCGUUAUGGCCAGACGACUAUUCAAUACGGAUUUAUCAUUGAAAAACAUUAUUGCAUUUGUAUUCGCUUUUUUUCUCCCACCAUUUUUUUCAAAGAUAUUCAAUAUACGGAUAAAUGGCGAUGUAACGGAUUUUUUCGGAAAAUUUGCAAUCGAUUUAAUUGAACGUAAACGAAAAGAAUUUGCAAAGAAAGAUUUUUCAAAAGCAUCAACAUUCCUUGAAUUUUUACUUGAAGCUGAACAUGAAUUGGAAAAUCAACAACAGAAAAUUGAUAAUAAUACGAAUAAUAAUAUUUCAUUGGAAAAUGGCGAUAAUGAUAAAAAAGCAAUCAAAUAUAUGAACAAUGAUGAAAUCAUUGCACAAUGUGUAUUAUUCUUUUUGGCCGGUUAUGAUACGACGGCAACGACAAUCACAAUGGCGUUAUAUUAUCUUGCCCUGAAUCCGGAUAAACAACAGCUAGCUUAUGAAGAAGUUGAACGAAUUGUUUCGGAAUUUGAAAAUGGUCAACAAAAUGAUGACAAAUUACAAUCAUUAUCAUUUGAAACUAUAGGUAAAAAAUUCGAUUAUAUUAAUGGUGUUGUUAAUGAAACGUUACGUAUGACACCACCGGCGCCAUUCACUGAACGUCGUUGUAUGAAUGAUUGUUUGCUUUCCACUGAAGAUGGUCAAUUUUCGGUUUCGAUUCGUAAAGAUGAUAUCAUACAGAUUCCUAUAUGGUGUCUACAUUAUAAUGAAGAAUAUUUUCCUGAAUCGGAAAAAUUUUGUCCCGAACGAUUCGGUCCGGAUAAUGAUCAUAAAUAUCCAAAUUAUGCCUAUCUACCAUUCGGAUCUGGACCACGAGCUUGUGUUGCCAAAAGUUUAGCAUUGAUGGAAGCAAAAUUAGCAUUGAUUUGGUUGAUUAAAAAUUUUAAAUUCAAUAAAUGUGAUAAAACCAAAAUUCCAGUUGAAUUUUAUAAUCAAGGCGGUCUUCUUUCUCCACGUGAUAUCUUUCUAAAAGUUGAAAGACGAUAAUGUUGAUGUUUGUUGCAAAUGUGACCUUGAUCAUAUUUUUCUCCUUUCUUCAAUCAAUAGCGGUUUUUUUUAUAUUAAAAAAGCACUUUUAUUUUUGGCAUAUUUAUCAAACUUUUAUUUAUAUUUGAUUAAAUUCGAUGACAGCAAUGAUAAUUGUUGCUGUUAAAGUAACUAUUUUGAGAAUAAAAAUCAAUGAUCAUUCAUCACCGGAAAAA
Molecule: messenger RNA, 1913 nt
Organism: Dermatophagoides farinae (American house dust mite)
Lineage: Eukaryota; Metazoa; Arthropoda; Arachnida; Sarcoptiformes; Pyroglyphidae
Product: cytochrome P450 3A24
Molecular function (GO): oxidoreductase activity, acting on paired donors, with incorporation or reduction of molecular oxygen; iron ion binding; steroid hydroxylase activity
Source: RefSeq, a predicted model, not a curated record